AUGACCUGGAGCCAUUCUAUUAGGCUUCUGUUUGUGAUCAGUUUGAUGUUACAGAUCAUCCCCAUGGGAAACAGCUAUCAAACAGGGAAAUAUAAAAGUAGUAGAGAAGAAAGCAGCAGUGGUAAAGCUCAGAAGUUCCAGCAGAAAACACUCAACUGGACCUUGAAUAAUUUAAGGGAGGAGAAUGACAGCACGGAGGGCUGGAAGCCUCAGGGUUCAUUCCCCUACUCCUUGACUUUCCAAGAGCUAAGUGGCAGUGCUGCAGACAAAGGUCAUCCCGGUGCACCUCCGCGGCAGAGCUGCUGCCAGAACGGCGGCACCUGCGUGCUGAGCAGCUUCUGCGUGUGCCCCGCUCACUUCACCGGCCGCUACUGUGAGCACGACCAGAGGCGCAGCAAGUGCGGCGCCCUGGUGCACGGAGCCUGGACCUUCCGCGGCUGCCACCUCUGCAGGUGCGUCUUUGCGGCCCUGCACUGCCUCCCCCUGCAGACACCCGGCCGCUGCGACUUGAAAGACUUUCUCGCCUCACACUCUAAUGGACUGAGAACCCAGCUCCCGUGGCGUGUUCUCCUCCUCUUGUCCUGCUUCCUCCUGAAAUCCAUCCUCAGUGAACGGGGAGCCUGCUGA
This is a messenger RNA of Budorcas taxicolor (takin), 627 nucleotides long. RefSeq names its product cryptic protein-like. The record is from RefSeq and is a predicted model, not a curated record. Lineage: Eukaryota; Metazoa; Chordata; Mammalia; Artiodactyla; Bovidae. Gene Ontology annotation, cellular component: cell surface; extracellular region. Gene Ontology annotation, molecular function: signaling receptor binding. The transcript is spliced from 6 exons. Gene Ontology annotation, biological process: anatomical structure development. Bases 1 to 627 code for a protein of 208 amino acids.